This is a messenger RNA of Rana temporaria (common frog), 3568 nucleotides long. It is a transcript of the gene RBM20, whose product is annotated as RNA binding motif protein 20. Gene Ontology annotation, molecular function: zinc ion binding; mRNA binding. The record is from RefSeq and is a predicted model, not a curated record. Lineage: Eukaryota; Metazoa; Chordata; Amphibia; Anura; Ranidae. Gene Ontology annotation, biological process: regulation of RNA splicing. The transcript has 14 exons. The coding region runs from base 105 to 3359 and encodes 1084 amino acids. Gene Ontology annotation, cellular component: nucleus.
GUUCCCCAUCACGUUUUGUUUUGACAGCCCACCCUCCUUCUCUCUCAGCCGUAGAGUGGAUCUGAACUGCAGCUAUCUGGGGGAUUUGCUGCCGCUGUUGCUAAAUGCUUUUGGCCGCCAUGAAUCAGGCCGGGGACCCCCGUGAGCAGGACCAGCCGGGGGGAGCCGUCCGCCCUCAGCCGGGACAGAAUGCAUCUCAGCUCCUAGAGAAAAAUCCUUUCUCUAUCAACAAUCCAUUGGGCAGUGGAACUCCUAACCCUCUACUGCCGUCACCUGCCAGCCUUCAACUUGCUCAGCUGCAGGCUCAGCUCACCCUACAGAGGCUAAAAUUGGCUCAGAGUGCAGUGACCACAAACACAGCUGCUGCUACUGUACUCAACCAAGUCCUCUCGAAGGUGGCUAUGUCCCAGCCACUCUUUAACCCACUGAGAAAUGCCAUGAUGGGUGCCCCCGGCCAUGCAGGAAUGGCCUCUCUUGGACCUGCCAUGCACAAUGCCCGAUUUCCUUCUACUGGACUACCAUUCUCUGCCCAAAACCCAGCAGCCAUGGCACCAAAACAUACUCAGAAUCCAAACCAAAACUCUAUGCCACCCUUUGGUAAAGUCAUGGGUGGAAAUAAGUUGGAGGGAUUCCACACAGGAUCUCAGCCUUUUGGAUCGGAGACAGAACAGUCUGGGUAUCAUGGCUUCUCUUGUGGACAGGAAGAAACAAUGGAUGGUCGUUAUCCUCCCAAACACAAUAAUGCAACAGGAUUUAAGAAUCAGUAUUAUGGCACACAUGGACCUCAUCAUUCAAUGAGCCAUAAAGGAGACAACAGCCAGGGGGCCCAUAAGGUGUCCUCAAACAGUCAGUGGGAAUCCUCUCACCAUUGGCAAUCAUCUAAUCAGCCCUUUGACAACAGAAGCGAGCUCUACAACCCAGAAGAACCAACCUCAGAUACAAAAUUCAGCCCUUCAAGUUCUCCAGGUUUCAGCAGACACAAUAAUGGAAAACCCCAAAACUGUGUCACUUCACUGAAGAAUCUUAAACCACAGGAAUUGAAUGACUUCCAUGGUAUACCCCCUGCUCACCUACCACACACCUGUACAAUGUGCAACAAAAAAGUCUUCAAUUUGAAGGACUGGGAACUGCACAUCAAAGGCAGGAUGCACAUUCAAAAUGUAAUGAGUUGCUUUGAGAGUGUUGGGGUAAACUGCGUGCCCAAUUCCAGCGACUCCUCUCCAAUGAAUUCUGACUUUCACGCCCGGAACAAUGAAGGUUUUACGGUGGAUAUUGAUCAGGUAUAUGUCACUCAGGCAACAGCUAUUCCAUUUAUCCAGUCUGCAGUCACCUUUCCUGGACCACCCAUGGGUGCCAAGUUUGCACAGAGAGAAUCAGAUCUUGGAAGAGUAGUCCACAUCUGUAAUCUUCCUGAAGGAAGCUGUGAGAAUGACGUUGUUAAUCUGGGUCUGCCGUUCGGGAAGGUCACUAACUACAUUUUAAUGAAAUCAACUAACCAGGCCUUCCUGGAAAUGGCAUACAAAGAGGCAGCAGAGGCCAUGGUACAAUACUACCAGGAGAAGCCAGCAAUGAUAAAUGAUGAGAAGCUAUUGAUCCGCAUGUCAAAGAGAUAUAGGGAACUACAACUCAAGAAGCCGGGUAAAACAGUUGAUGCCAUUAUUCAUGACCUUCAUUCACAGAGGGAAAGAGACGUGUUUCACGAUACAGACAGACACAGAAAUGAAAGGACAAGAUCGCGCAGUCCGGUGAGCCGUUCUCUGUCUCCGAGGUCCCACACUCCCAGCUUCACAUCUUGCAGUUCUUCACACAGUCCCCUAGGACCUUCCAGAGCAGAAUGGGGGAAUGGUAGGGAGUCUUGGGAGCAGAACUAUGGCAGAUGGGAAGAUGAGCGUGAACACGGUUCAUGGCGAGAUAACGGGGAAGAGAAGAGAGACAGGACAGAUCACUGGGUCCAUGAACGGAGGUAUUACUCCAGGCAGAUUGAUAAGCAAGCGAUGGAUGAUCGUCCUGAUGGGUCGAGGGGACACAGGGAGAAAUACAGCAAUCCUCACUCAUCAUCCAGACAUAAGAGAGGAGACAGUGACUACUACAGGAAGGAGUCCAAGUCAAAAUCAGAGACGAAAGCUUCUGAUACACCUGGAAAAACCAAGAGGAAAGAAGAGAACAAGUCUAGAGAUAUGAAAGAAGGUCGCACAGAAGAUUCUAACAAGAAAGAUGGCUCAGAACCAAAACCAAGCAAAGAGGUUGAUGCCAGCAUCCAACAAAGUGCAGAUAAGAAAAAUAAGACAACUGAGACAAAUGAGGGUGUUAAAGAAGAAAAAGGUGUUGAAAAGGCUGGAGUCACUGAAGAGGAAACGAACCAUAAAUCCGUACCCAAUAAAGCUGAGGGUGAACCGGAAGAGCCAGAUAUUGAACCUGUGAUCAAGCAAAAAGAGCAAGACUGGGAAAGUGGAAGUGAGCUGGAAGGAGAGAGCUGGUACCCAGCAAACAUGGAGGAACUUGUAACAGUAGAUGAAGUUGGAGAGGAGGAUCUGAUAGUAGAACCGGACAUCACGGAACUUGAAGAAAUAGUUCCAGUGGUCCAAAAGGACAGUGACAACUGCAUUCAGAUGUGCGCGCAUGGAAUUGACGCUGUGGAUUUACAGUGCAGAUACAGUGAGAGAACCAGGAGUGUGUGUUCCUCUGUAGUAAUGAGAUGUGUAUCCCUGAGAGAGAGUGCAAGCCCUGACAGUAGCUGCGGUGAGACAGCUGCAAAUGCUCCUGAUGUCACUGUGAAUUCUGAAGACAAAGGUGACCCAAUGGAUGAAAGUGCCAAAAGUCCCAACAGACUCUCAAACAAAGAACCUACUAGAGAGAGCCAGGGGCACACUAUAGACCCUCAGACUCCCGAGUACACAGAAAAAACUGCUUUAGAUUUCUGUAAGAGAACAGACUCUGAGGCAAACAGCAACACGACCAUGAUGGACGAGCACAUCCAGGAGGAAAGAUGUAAUAAAAGAGAGAGCGAGAGUUCAAUGUCUGAAGUGAAAUCCCCAGAUGCACCAAAAAUGGAAACAAAAGAAAUUAAUUCUCUACCUUCUUGGGAGCAGGACAAUGUGUUUACUGAGCUGAACAUCCCUCUGGGUGUGGAAUUUGUGGUUCCAAGAACAGGCUUCUACUGCAAACUAUGUGGCCUUUUCUACACCAGCGAAGAAGCAGCAAAAACCUCUCACUGUCGAAGUCGAGUGCACUACAGGAACCUUCAGAGUUACUUGUCACGGUUGGCAGAAGUAGGUCCAGAAAAGAGUGAAGCAGAGAAGCUGGUUCCACAGCAGGAUGAUGUGGGGAUUGUUCCUCAGUUUGAGAAAAGCAGACCUUGAAGAUGUGGAGUGGACAAGAUGGACAUGAGGAUGGCGUGAUAUUCUCAGUGGAGGACAUUACAGGUUGUGUGAUGGCUGGAAGAGUUUUGGUAAAGGAGCCAGAGGAAUGAUAACCCAAGGAGCUAAUCAUUGCAUACAUGUUCAGCACAAACAUGGUGAACAGCCAAAUCAAUGUCCCCCAAUGAUUACCCCCCGAACCCCCCCCCCCC